This is a messenger RNA of Fusarium subglutinans, 774 nucleotides long. RefSeq lists its product as uncharacterized. The coding region runs from base 1 to 774 and encodes 257 amino acids. NCBI's taxonomy places the organism in Eukaryota, Fungi, Ascomycota, Sordariomycetes, Hypocreales, Nectriaceae. The transcript has a single exon. The record is from RefSeq and is a predicted model, not a curated record.
AUGAACCGCCACAACUCCCAUAUCAUCAGAUCUCUUAACGGGACGCCGGGAGGUGUUUCAAGUCGGCGACCGGAUGUUGAGGCAGAUAAGGACUUCGAUGUUUUGUCGUUCAUUGAGUCUUAUUCUGACAGACAUGAAAUUGGUCAUGAGGUGAAGGAAGCGGAAUGUCGUAAGCAGGAGGAAAUGCUCAUGGAUUCUGCCAUGGAUUUCGUCCGCAGGGAGGCUACUGAUGAGAAUGGUCAGGUUGCCACCGUCAACCCCCAUCCCAAGCUCUCAAUUGCACACGAUCUUGUGGAAUUCGUCUUGAGCCGCAAGGUUGCAACUUCUCAUCUCUUUAGGCGUCAUCCGAUCCCUUCAAACACUGCCCCUCAGCCGUUCCCCCUCAACAUGUUCAUGGGUAAAUGGACAUCAUGGACAGCUUUCACGCUGUCGAGAUGCAAGGAAGUCCAGCCAGGUACUCGCCAAUGCUGUCAGCUGAUGAAGCCUGGCGAUAUUGAAGUCAUAACGGUUGCGAAUGAUAAAUUCGUACAGCUGAUGAGCCUUCUAACUGGUGAUGAGCUACUUAUGAUGUCAGCCUGGGAGAUGCCCGAUGCUUCGAGACAUGUAAGUCCUCACCUGGAGAUAAUGAAGCCUAACUUUGCUUUGGUUGAAGAGCGUGGUGAGAGAGUGAUUGCUUGGAGAGUUCACGGACUUGAUACCUCGUACUACAUGGAUAGACUGGGAUAUCGCAUUCCUGACAUGGUCUGGCCGCUUCCAGAGGUUAGCAAGGCGUGA